AAUCAAUUCCUACUGCUGGUCUAUAAUCUUUUGUUUGCGGAAAUGCAACAGUCGAUGGCCUUCUUGUUGAAUGUGUCUUGGGCAUCGUCAAACGGAGUCUUCGUUGGCACUUCGACAUGCUGGGCACAGGGAUGGUUUAUAUCGACAGGUGACCUAGCAGCAAGCUGUUUCAUCACCGCUAUCGCUAUCCAUACAUACUUGACGGUUGUCAGAGGUUACCAACCACCUCAAUGGCUUCUUUACCUCACAAUUGGAGGCUUAUGGUUUUUCAUAUAUGCCCUCGCGAUCGUUGGAGUUGUGCUCACGAACAAUGGACGAGACGCUGGAGGCUUGUAUGUCCGUGCUGUUGCUUGGUGCUGGAUGAAUGUAAGAUACGAGAACCUUCGUCUUUGGCUUCAUUAUAUUUGGAUAUUUGUUUCUCUGGCCCUCACUAGCGGACUAUACAUCCUGAUCUUUUUCUCUCUUCGGCGCCAAGAUAACCCAAUUCGAUUCUCUCGCGAUGGGCGAGCGGUCACCGCAAUUGCGUCCGGUGCGGAGUCUGAGCAAGUUGCGGGCACUCAUCCAGGCUUCUUAAUAUACCCCGUCAUAUACGGUUUCUGCACUGCUCCCCUCGCGCUAUUCCGAGUGGCGACAAUGUCAGGAAGAGAAGUGAGUGUUGAGUUGUUCUGUUUCGCAGGUUCGAUGAUUGCAUCAAACGGCUGGCUGGAUGUUGUAUUGUUCUCUUGGACCCGUAGCUCGAUCAUUUUUGCGCCAUCGCCGGGCUCGGCAGAUACGGGUCUCAGCACCUUUGCAUUCAUGAGAACACCACCUACGAGACGUUAUGGUAACAUGAUAUGGGUCCAGGGAGGAUCCAGGGCUGAUCGUGAUACUGGUGAAAGAAGACAAAAUCGUGGGGGUUGGUGGAAGAUCGGCAGCGACCGAGAGCAUCAAACGUCCAGGGGCGGCGGAAGUCAGAGAUGGCCGGGAGCUUUGAGCAGUGUCAGCCAAGAGUCACUGAGAGGUGCCGGGAUCAACGAGAUACAGAUGGAUACUGUAACGAGUGUUAUCGUAGAGGUUGACCCAUCCAACAAAGAGCCAGCACUCUCUGUUGGUAGUUUAGAUAAAGAAGCUUCUGAGUCG
Messenger RNA from Truncatella angustata, 1119 nucleotides. RefSeq names its product G protein-coupled glucose receptor regulating Gpa2-domain-containing protein. NCBI's taxonomy places the organism in Eukaryota, Fungi, Ascomycota, Sordariomycetes, Amphisphaeriales, Sporocadaceae. The record is from RefSeq and is a predicted model, not a curated record. The transcript has 2 exons. Gene Ontology annotation, cellular component: plasma membrane. Gene Ontology annotation, biological process: adenylate cyclase-activating G protein-coupled receptor signaling pathway. Gene Ontology annotation, molecular function: G protein-coupled receptor activity. The annotation marks the transcript as partial.